GAUUGCCGUGCUCAUACUUUUUACCGUUUUUUGUUAUUAUUAAUGUACAAAUUGCUGGACUAAUCCACACUGAUCCUAGAUUACAAUUAAAAUAUCAUUCAACGAUAACGAUUUAUCUGUUCAAGAUCUCAGAAUUUCAUGUAUGAAAAGAUGACAGAGUUUAUCUGUCGCGUUUAAACAACGACCACGUCCAUUUGUGAAAUUGGUGACAAAUUAAACACUUUUAAGAAAAGAGUAGAAAUUAGUCAAAAACUGUAAAGGCGGACAUAUAGAGCCUUGUGACUAAGAAGUAAGUGGAGACACCACCCGGUACAGAAAAAUGGCUGACUGCGAGAAAGAGGAGGCUCACAAUCUCCAAAUGGAGUUUGAGUGGGUACUUCAUGAAGAAGUUCAUUCUUCAUUAUCACAAUUAAGAAAUAUUUUAAUGGAAUGUGCGCAAAGAUUUCCAUUAGCAUUAUUUGGUAAUGAUCAACAUAAUAAAACAGAUAGAUUUGUAUUUGCUGCACCACAUGAUCAAGUAAAAUGCAUAGCAGUUUUAACUGGUGAUAGUAUUACCAAUGCUGAAGUGAAUUUUAAAGUACAACGUCAGCAAAAUAUUAAUAUGAGAACAAGUAUACAAAAUGAGCAUCCCUGGAAAUUGCAACAAAUACAGGAUGCAGCUAAUCAUUUACAGCAAGCUAUUGCUCAUAUAGAUAAUGUUGAUCGUCAUUAUCUUUUUAAGACAUCUGACGAAGUUAUGCAUGUAUUAGGAAACAUACUUGGUUGCUUGCAACGUAGUCGUACAAGUCUCAUUGUUCCUAGGAAGAAAACCAUUGAUGACCUUAUUAAAAGCCGUAAUAUGAAAUCUUUAAAUCCAAAUCUACCUGAAAAUUUGGCUAUUAGUUUCUACAUUCAGAGUUACAAGUUGGUUCUGGCAAUAUACCAGUUGGAAAAUGCACAUGGUAAUGUCAAGUAUGAAACACAACAAGCAGAAUGUAGUGUUCCUUGGCUGAAUGAUGCUUUAGUAUUGCUUACUAUAGCAUUACAGCUUUGUCAGCGACUAAAAGACAAGAUUUGCGUUUUUUCUCAAUACAAAGAUUUCACAAUUAGUACUCACGUUCCUUCUACAGUAAGUUGGUAAUCAAAGUGUUUUUAAAACAGCCAAACAACAUUUGAUUGAAAACAUCAUGAUUUUGUUUAUGUAUAACAUGGUAUGCCACAUUUAAUGCUAUAGUAGCAUUUUUUGAUAACUUUUAUUUUUAGAAAUGAGAAUGGAUUCUAAAAAUUCUAAAACUUGAUUUUAAACAUUU
Molecule: messenger RNA, 1289 nt
Organism: Megachile rotundata (alfalfa leafcutting bee)
Lineage: Eukaryota; Metazoa; Arthropoda; Insecta; Hymenoptera; Megachilidae
Gene: rogdi
Product: rogdi atypical leucine zipper
Cellular component (GO): RAVE complex
Source: RefSeq, a predicted model, not a curated record